UUUACAUAUAUAAAAUAGUCCUGAGUAACCGGUGCGGUUUCGGACAGAGCCUGGAGUUUGUUUUGUGUUUGUUUAUAUACGCGGUUCCAGGUUAUAUUCCGGUUUCUACACCGAGCUCGUGCGGGUUUACUGUUAUACCCCGAACACACCAUUUAAGGUGGAUUUUAUUUAAGGUGGAUUUUGGCCCGUUGCCAUGGAGCAGGUGGAGGUGGCGCUGCUUGAUGUGGUCAAGAUUUCAUGACCUGAAGCGAAACUUCCUGAAACUUCGUCUGUAUAGAGAGCUUGGGGAAUUUAACGAAACCGAAAACAAACUUAUCAGGAACAGAACUGAAUGAUUUCACUAGUAGCCGGACAGAAAUGCUGAUAUUUGUUUUAAUGCUGUGGGGCUUCACCUUUAGUGGACUGUGUGUGUGUGACAGAGAUACAGAAAGAUCCCAACAGGUAGAGGACAGAAAUGCAGUGUUUACAGAAGAGCAGGAGGCCAAUCAAUUUUUAGGACGCCACCUGCUGUACAACCGAUUCGACUUUGAAAUCUUCACGCCGGGGAAUUUGGAGAGGGAGUGUAUCGAGGAAGUGUGCAACUAUGAGGAGGCGCGCGAGGUUUUUGAAAAUAUUCCAGACACAGAUGCUUUCUGGAAAAAGUAUACGACCAGUCAUACGAAUCAGGAGCAGAAAAUCGACGUAACUGCUCUGUUAGUGGGCCUUAUCGCAGGUGGAGUGGCCAUUGUCAUAGUGGGUCUCCUGGUCUGGUAUACCUGCCAAAACAGUUGCAGAAAUAAGCCCAUUAGGUCUCGUUCGAGCCGCAGUAAUGCCUCUGUGAUCAUUAGGAGGUUAGAGGAAGUAUCACUGCACCCUAUCCCUCCUCCUCCUUUAUCAGAUGAAAUGGAAGCACAUGGUCUCCCCUCAUAUGAGCAGGCCAUUGCUAUAACUGGACCACACGAUGCACCACCACCGCCAUAUCCAGGGUCGAGACCAGGCACCAUUCGACGAUAACCCAAGUCUGUCAAAGCUGUAUUGGGUGUUUUUUUUUUUUGUUUUUUUUUUUGUUUUUGUUUUUUAUUGAAACCAGAAACUGUAAUUUCAGAAUCUCUUAUAGAGCUGGCUUGGUUAUUAAUUACUGGUUUUACUUUGCUUCAUUGCUUCACAUUUUGCAGUGCUAUAUAAGUAAGUAGUUGGCCAGGUCAUUUCUCUUUACGUUUGUG
Tachysurus vachellii is the source of this 1202-nucleotide messenger RNA. It is a transcript of the gene prrg4, whose product is annotated as proline rich Gla (G-carboxyglutamic acid) 4 (transmembrane). NCBI's taxonomy places the organism in Eukaryota, Metazoa, Chordata, Actinopteri, Siluriformes, Bagridae. Gene Ontology annotation, molecular function: calcium ion binding. The record is from RefSeq and is a predicted model, not a curated record. The coding region runs from base 358 to 993 and encodes 211 amino acids. The transcript is spliced from 7 exons. Gene Ontology annotation, cellular component: extracellular region.